This is a messenger RNA of Coffea arabica (coffee), 2811 nucleotides long. RefSeq lists its product as uncharacterized. The record is from RefSeq and is a predicted model, not a curated record. NCBI's taxonomy places the organism in Eukaryota, Viridiplantae, Streptophyta, Magnoliopsida, Gentianales, Rubiaceae.
AUGGAUAAGAGUUGGAUGUGGAAAGAUAGAAGAAGUGGUGAAUUUGAAAAGGGUUUGGAAUUAUUCUUAAACUAUGCAUUUAAGCAUUCAAGUCAUGGGAAUGGAAUGAUUGCUUGUCCAUGUUCAGAAUGUAAAUGUGGAGUAUGUGUGUCUAGGGCAGAUGCAAAAAUUCAUUUGAAGGUGUUUGGAUUUCUUAAGGGAUACACACAGUGGGUAGCUCACGGGGAAUUUGUAUACUCUUCUGCACCGAUACAGACCUCAGACAAUGUUCCUCAUAACGUAUCUGAUAUAUGUGAUGACAUGAAUGGUCUAGUUCAUGAAGCCUUAGGAAUAUCUCAACAAGAUCCUGCUAUGGCUGGUAUAUUUGAAUCUAAUCAGGAACUACCGAAUUCAGUUGCUGAAAAGUUUUAUAAGUUAAUUGAUGAUUCUCAACAAGAACUCUACCCUGGUUGUAAAAAUUUUUCCAAGCUUUCGUUCAUAAUUCGCUUGCUUCACUUGAAGUGUCUGGGUAAAUGGAGUAACAAAAUAUUUGAUAUGCUUCUUGAUUUGUUAAGAGAAGCAUUUCCUGAAGCCAUGGAAAAAUUGCCUAAAUCUUACUAUGAGUCUGAAAAAUUAAUGAAAGAAUUAGGACUUGGAUAUGAAAAGUAUGAUGCUUGUCCUAAUGAUUGCACUUUGUAUUGGGGGGUAAAUGCAAAAAGAACUUGUUGUGAAACAUGCAAAGAACUUAGAUGGGAAGCAUCAGAAAAUGAUCCAUCCGGUGAGAAAAGAAAAGUCGCACGUAAGGUUUUAUGGCAUUUUCCACUAAAACCCAGGUUGCAACGUUUAUUUAUGUCAUCUAAAACUGCAAAGCAUAUGAGAUGGCACUCGGAGGGUCGUACUAAGGAUGGUUAUAUGAGACACCCUGCUGAUUCCCCAGCUUGGAAAACUUUCGAUUAUCAGCAUACAGAUUUUUCUAAGGAUCCUCGUAAUGUUAGGUUGGGAUUGGCUUCCGAUGGAUUUAAUCCAUUCAAAAGUCCACAUGCUCCUGUUUUAUCCGGUUGGAGUACUAAAGGAAAAUAUGCAUGCCCUGUUUGUCAUAAACACACAACUUCACAACGGUUAAGGCAUAAGGAUUGUUAUAUGGGCCAUAGAAAAUUUUUGGAUCCGGCUCAUACUUUUAGGAAGAAUUCUCGAGCUUUUAAUGGAAAGGAAGAACAUGGGAGAGCUCCUGAAAAUUUGAUGGGGUCUACAAUUUUAUCUGAAUUGAAAAAUUUUCAAAUCAGAUUUGGAAAAUUAGUUGAUGAUAAUCCAACAUUGCCAUUCAGUUGGAAAAAGUUGAGCAUUUUCUUUGAUCUUCCUUAUUGGAAGGAUAAUUUAAUUCGUCAUAAUUUGGAUGUCAUGCAUAUUGAAAAGAAUAUUUGUGAUUGCAUUGUUGGGACAUUGUUGAAUCUGGAUAAAAAUAAGGAUGAUUAUACUGCACGCUGUGAUUUACGUGACAUGGGUAUAAGGCCGGAACUUCAUCCAGUUGAGAAAGAAAAUGGUAGAUUUUAUUUGCCUCCAGCCUGCUUUACAAUGGACAGGAAGGAAAAAGAAAUUUUCUGUAAAGUGCUAAAAAAAGUGAAGGUACCGGACGGGUAUGCAGCUAAUAUAUCUAGAUGUGUGAAAGUGAAGCCGCCCAAAAUUUAUGGACUUAAGAGCCAUGAUAACCAUAUUUUGAUGCAGCAGUUGUUGCCAAUAGCUUUGAGAAAAACAUUAUCGAAGGCAGUCCGCUCUCCAUUGAUUAAAUUGAGUAGGUACUUUCGAAAGUUGUGCUCUAAAGUCCUUUGUGCUGAAGAUUUAGUCCACAUGGAGAAGGAGAUUGCUAUUAUACUUUGUCAACUCGAGAGAAUCUUUCCACCAUCUUUUUUUGUUACCAUGGUGCAUUUAUCUAUCCAUUUGGCCACCGAGGCAAAAAUUGGAGGGCCAGUCCAUUAUCGCUGGAUGUAUCCUAUUGAAAGGUACUUGGGCACCUUGAAGUCUUAUGUUCGAAACAAAAGUCGACCAGAAGGUUGCAUUGCUGAAGGGUAUAUAGCAAAAGAGUGCUUGACAUUUUGUUCAUUUUUCUUGGCUGAUUAUGUGGAGACAAAAUUGAAUCGAUCAAACAGAAAUGAAGAGGUCGCUAAAAGUUCUUCAACUGGACUGGAUUUGUUCUCAAUGUCAACUCGUCCAUUAGGCAAAGGAAUUCCCACUAAAUUCAGCGAUGAGAUUUUGAGAAAAGCACAUCAAUAUGUCCUAUUCAAUUGUGACCAUGUCAAUCCCUAUAUCAACCAGCAUUAUCAAUUGAUUCAAGAAAGGAAUCCCCGAGCUGGAAAACAUGUUAUUGAACUCAUGCAUAGUGAGAAUUUUGCAUCUUGGUUUGCCAAUCAUAUUGAGCACAAUAUAGAGUGCAAGGGAGAUACAUUACUUAUGGAUUUGAAGCAGCUUGCUAAGGGUCCAAAUAUUGUUGGGAUACAAUACAAAGGACUGCUUGUCAAUGGAAAAAGGCUAAAGCAAGAUGAGGAUGGGUUCAUGUUAGCGAACUUUUCGAAUGUAAAGCGGCACAAUGAACCUUAUAUUCUUGCUGUUCAAGCAUCACAAGUAUUUUAUGUGGAAGAUCCUCUUGAAAAUGGGUGGCAUGUUGUUAUCACCACAAGACCAAGAGCUGAGUACAACAUGGAUCAUGUGGGUGAUGUGGACAUGUACUUGCAAAGUCCAAUUUCAAACAUACAGUUGGAAGAUGACAAUGGAGAUGUUAGCUACAUCCGUGAUGAUGUUCAAGGAGUCGGAUUGAUUCCAAUUAGGCCAAAUUCAUGA